Messenger RNA from Achroia grisella, 2679 nucleotides. RefSeq lists its product as uncharacterized. Lineage: Eukaryota; Metazoa; Arthropoda; Insecta; Lepidoptera; Pyralidae. Gene Ontology annotation, biological process: proteolysis. The record is from RefSeq and is a predicted model, not a curated record. The transcript is spliced from 4 exons. The coding region runs from base 1 to 2679 and encodes 892 amino acids. Gene Ontology annotation, molecular function: aspartic-type endopeptidase activity.
AUGUGGGCGAUGGUACACACAGCAAAUUCAACCCCUCAGUUGGACAUACCUACGUUCCAAGGAAAUUAUAAUAGUUGGGUUUCCUUUAAAGAUCUCUUUACGGAGAGUAUUCAUAAUAAUCCCUCCAUGUCCAACGCACAAAAAAUGCAGUACCUGAAGGGAAAAGUAAAAGGGGAAGCAGAAAGGCUUAUUCAACAUCUUCAGAUCAGUUCUGAUAAUUAUUCUGUGUGUUGGGAUAUACUCAACCAUAGAUAUAAUAAUACAAAAUUAAUAUUUACAUCGCAUAUUAAUACAUUGAUGAACAUUCCAUUGAUGCAGCAGCAAUCAUUAAACCAUAUUAAACGCAUUCAUGACACAUCGAUGGAAUGCUUGAAUGCCAUUAAAAAUUUAGGAAUAGAUACUGGAACAUGGGACCCAUUGUUGGUACAUAUAUUAGCACAAAAGUUGGAUAGUGACACAUACAAUGACUAUAUGGAGUCAUUAAAAAACCCUAGAGAAUUACCUAUAUUAAAAGAAUUUUUGAAAUUUUUGGAAACUAAAUUCACAACAUUGGAGACCGCACGUAAAAAACAAGACAACUAUACAUCAAAACCUAAUAGUCAAUUCACAAAUCAAGGAGAUCACAAUACAUUAUUGCAUCACGCGUUUACCUAUAGCAACAAGACACCCGACGCGAACAUUACUCCAUCGAGUUCAACGACUGCACCGAAUUAUGUGCAAAGCAGGUCACACGCGACACUAGAACGUGAUACUUCCGAAAUUUUGCUUGCCACUGUAGCAAUCAAGGUACAGGCUGCAGAUGGUACAUACCACAGAAUGCGUGCUCUUCUCGAUCAGGGCUCUCAAACAUCAUUAAUAACUGAAAACGCGGCACAGAUAUUAAAAAUACCACGUCAAAGAUGCAAGGGGGUAAUUUCAGGAAUAGGUGAUAAGGAAAACAGUUGUAGAGGAGCAAUCACAGUAAAUUGUUCCUCACUAAACAGCGAUUAUACAUUUCAAACAGAAGUAUAUAUUAUGAAAAAUCUAAUCAAGAAUUUACCAAGUUAUACUUUCACCAAACCAAGUUGGCAGUAUUUAGAUCAUAUCAAGUUAGCAGACCCCGAGUUUUUUAUCAGUAAACCAGUGGACUUAUUGCUGGGAGCAGACGUUUAUUCAAAUAUAAUUAUGGAUGGUUUAUGUCGGUCUGAGUCGACAUUGCCAGUAGCACAACAAACACAACUAGGGUGGAUUUUAAGUGGCCAUACUACAACAUAUCAUAAACAAUGUAAUGUUAUAUUACACAACAGUGAGGACAUCAGUCGUUUUUGGGAGAUAGAAGAUAUCUCAGACCGGUCAGAUAUGACGAUUGAGGAUCAAAACUGUAUAAAAUAUUAUCAGUCGACAACUAAGAGGCGGGAGGAUGGAAAAUAUGAAGUGCGAUUACCAUUAAAAUCAGAUUAUCAAGAAAAGUUAGGAAAUUCUAAAAAUAAAUCUAUUGCACAAUUUUAUCAACUGGAAAGAAAAUUCAAUAAUAACACUCAAAUUGCAUCCAAUUAUAAAUUAUUUAUUAACGAGUAUUUAUCGCUCGGUCACAUGACACCGGCGACCACCACAGUCGGUAAUAUGAGUAUCGCUAAUUAUUUACCUCACUUUUGCAUAUUACGGGAUUCAAUUACAACUCAAUUAAGAGUAGUUUUUAAUGCCUCCGCUAAAACUACAAGUAACUACAGUUUAAAUGAUGUGAUGUAUAGAGGUCCAAAUUUACAACAAGACUUACAAAGCCUUAUAAUUAAGUGGCGUCAAUAUAAAUACGCAUUUACAGCAGAUAUAGAAAAGAUGUUCAGGCAAAUCUGGUUAAAUUUAAAAGAUCAGAAUUUACAAAAAAUAAUUUGGAGGGAGAACAAAACAGAAGAGUUAAAGGAAUAUAAUUUAGCAACUGUCACAUACGGGACUAAGGCCGCGCCAUUUCUCGCCAUGAUGACACUUAAACGUCUAGCGCAAGAUGAAAAAAUACACUACCCCAACAGUUCCGCUCCACAAAUUCUAGAAGAAUCUUUCUAUAUGGAUGAUCUUCUUCAUGGCACUCAUUCUACACAAGCAGUACAAUUGAAACAAGAUAUGAUUAAUCUCUUAAAAGCAGAUUCGAUGGCAGUUUUAGGUUGGUUGCAAGGAGAUACAGAUAGAUGGAAACCAUUCGUAGCCAACCGUGUGAAACAAGUCACGUCAAUUAUGCCAUCGUCGUGUUGGAGUUACGUUCAAUCGAAAGAAAACCCGGCUGACUGUGCUAGCCGUGGUCUCACUGCAUCUCAGCUUCGAGAACAUAUUUUGGAAUUGAAGGAUGCUAGAGAAAUAAUUAUUAAAGAAGUGCAGAGAGAAGAAUUUUUUGAGGAAGUGAAAGCUUUAAAAGCAAACAAGUGCUUAAAAAAUAACAGUAAACUCAUCGAAUUCAAUCCAAUAUUAGAUGGAAACGGUAUACUUCGAAUUGGUGGAAGACUGAGACAUGCCAAUAUAGAUCUUGAAACAAAACAUCCUGCGAUCAUUCCGAGUAACACAAGAUUGGCGGACCUCAUGAUUGACGAAGCACAUGAGCUGACAUAUCAUGGCGGAGCUCGUUUAACAACUGCAAUUAUGAGGCGUAAAUACUGGCUUGUAGGUGGAAUUCGAGCUACCAAAAAAUAUACGUCUCUGUGUAAAAUGUAG